This is a messenger RNA of Saccoglossus kowalevskii, 3079 nucleotides long. Its product is annotated as MEC2-like protein. Lineage: Eukaryota; Metazoa; Hemichordata; Enteropneusta; Harrimaniidae. Gene Ontology annotation, cellular component: plasma membrane. The record is from RefSeq and is marked provisional.
UACACCGACUGUACACAAAAAAGUGGCCGUGUAUGUCGAAUAGAGUAACGCCAGACGGCACUGAAAACGAAAUCCUGAUGGCGGAGCGAAGUAAGCCAAACUACCAGACAGAUACGCCGAUUGGAGGUGGUGAAUCUGAUUUUAUAAUUUGUUUUUCCAACUUUCUUUGGGUGGUGCAAGAAUAUGAACGUGCAGUGAUAUUUCGAUUGGGACGAUUGCUGCCUGGUGGUGCCAAAGGACCUGGUAUCUUUUUCGUCCUGCCUUGUAUUGAGAAUUAUACCAAAGUUGAUUUGAGAACUAUCUCAUUUGAUGUCCCACCCCAAGAGGUGCUGACAAAGGACAGCGUUACCAUUUCUGUGGAUGCCGUGGUCUAUUACCGCGUCAACAAUGCAACCAUAUCAGUUGCCAACGUGGAGAACGCUAACCACUCCACUCGACUUUUGGCUCAAACUACGCUUAGAAAUGUAUUGGGAACCAGAAACCUCUCUGAAAUCUUGUCGGAUAGAGAGACUAUCAGCCACCAGAUGCAGACUGGUUUGGAUGAAGCAACUGACCCUUGGGGUAUCAAAGUGGAACGUGUUGAAAUUAAGGAUGUACGUCUGCCAGUCCAGUUACAACGUGCCAUGGCUGCAGAGGCUGAGGCUGCUCGAGAGGCAAGAGCAAAGGUGAUUGCUGCUGAAGGAGAAAGAAAUGCAGCACGUGCUUUAAAGGAAGCAGCUGAUGUCAUCUCUGAAUCGCCGUCUGCUCUGCAGCUGCGUUACCUCCAGACUCUGAAUACCAUAUCAGCAGAGAAGAACUCCACUAUUAUAUUCCCACUGCCCAUCGAUUUAUUGAGUGGCCUGAUGAAGAAAUAAAAUACGCAAAUGUUGUCAUGGAUGGGAUGAUGACCAAGUUCAUAAUGAGAAAACCAUAUUUCUGUAGUAAUAAAAUCUUUUUAGUGUAGGAAUAUUUUUCUAUAUUUAGAAUGGCAUCUUGACAUUACCUUUGAUUACAAAUGUUUCCCUAUUAUACCAACAUGAAGUGGGUGCAACCAUUAUCAUCUAGGGAUGACAGGAGAAUUGCAGAAGGGAUGAAUAUCACAAAUUAGUUGAAAUGAUCAGGAGUAUUAUUCUUUCAUACCCUGAGAAGACGUUAUAAAAAUUGAUACCAAUCAAAUUCUUGUCAAUGUAGUCCAUGAUGUAGUUUUAAUUUCACUUCCCUCACAGAAUAAUCAACUCCCCUGUGAUUACUGAAGCUUAAAGGGUAGUAGGAUAUUCUGAGAGACAUACCGAUGCACUUUAAUAAUAAUUAAAUGUGAUCGUAGUGUAGUUUGGACUUUUAAUAUAUAGCAAAAUGAAUUUUUACUUGGUUUUAAUUUGUAAUCAACUUUGAUGUUAUUUUGUGCUUCACUUUUGUAUUACUGUACCUUUUGAGGCUUUCUUUACGAGGCUUUUUUUUAUUAGUAUUCUAAGAGCUGAUCACAUGAGGUUGCUUGUUUGUAUACAUAUUCAAAGACUGUGCAUCUAUACAUUAUUAUGCAGGUAUCAGGGUCACACUUUUCCCACAGACCGUACCCCAACACAUACCCACACAUGUAUUUCACAAAAUGAAGACAGUUAUAUAAUUAUAUUAACGACAAAUACCCAAACAUAUACAUAUUGGAACAGAGAAAUUUCAGCUACACAAACCAAGACGCAUUCUUCCAAAAAUUUCAACACGUUACCUACGCUCACCUGGAUUCGUACAUACCUGAAUGCGAACACCUGUUUAGACAAAUCCUUUGAUUUAAAUCACCUGCUAUAUGUAUAUCAUUGCAUAUACAUGUAAUAGAUAUCAGAUUAAAAGCAUACAGACACACUCAACUCUUCAUGCAUAAAAAUGUAUAUUUAUUUCUUAUUAAUCUUCACAUAAAUCGAGACUAAAAUGACAGUUGAGGCCUUUGUAUGUAUUAAAUUUCAGUAGUACAUGUACAAAUUAACUAUACUGACUGAAUAUUGAAACAAAUAUCAGUCUAUAUCUUUUUUAAAUGUUAUAGGUGUACCAAUAUCAAGUAUUCAGUGUUAAGUUAUACUUUCUAAUGUCAAGGGUCUGAGGAAGGUUCAUGAUUGUGAUCCAGUUUAAUUCUAAUUGUGCUGAAUUCUGUUUCUUUUGAUAUAUCUGCGUAAAUUAUGAAUCAUGUACUGGCUCAUAUUAUGAUACAUUCACGAUAGCAAAAAAUAUGUAAUCUAUAGCAAUAGAGAUAUUAAAACAAAUCACAACCAUUCAGCAAUGUUUUUCUUCUAUUCUCAACAAAAUUCACUAAUGUACUGUGUUUUGUAAUAUCUGAUAAUUAUUCAUAGUUAUAGCGAAUCAAAUUGAACACAUGUAAAAUAUUCUCUGUACAUUCAAUAUCCAUUUUCACAAACAUUCAUUUGGUGAUAUCAGAAAAAGAUCCACUAUGUCAGUAAACAAAUUAUCACAGCUUUUCAAAGCUUGCAAAUUAAUCAUUUGCUUUAUAAUAUAAUAAAUGUUGUGAAAUUGUGAUGUCUCGAGGGUUCUUGUAUCAUAUUCCUUUGUUGAGACUCAACUUUUUCCAGUAGUGGUUUAGUAUAUUGUACACAUUUGAUAUAUGUAAACCCUUGUAUACCCACUGAAUCACAAUAUAUAUAUAUUUAGACUCUUUGUACUAAACAAAUGUUUUUUCAUUUCAUUCACACCAUAGACAAUUUUAGAGAUCUCAGCUACCGGUACUCAACAUGUGAUCCUCUUGAUUUUGUUGCCAAAUUGAGUAAGCCCAGCUCUUACUACUAUCCAGAUGAAUAUUUUGAUGUGAUUAUUCAUGAUUGUUUUGUAUUUUGCAACGUUUAUGUGAAACAUCAUACUCUUGUAUGAUGUGAAGAGAUAUUCUGAGUUGUGGCAAUACCUGUACAGACAUAGAGGCUGAUUAGGCAAAAUAAAAUAUAUCCCAACAUUGGCAAACACUGCAUCAUGUGGAAUUGCAAAUGACUGGUUAUAAAUAACUUGCUUGGUAACCUAGCAACCAGAGAUCUCAAUACUUAUCUGUUGAUGUGUAAACCUUAUAUAGUCUUUUUUCGAAUAAAAUUAUUACAGUUCUCUAUUA